This is a messenger RNA of Acanthoscelides obtectus, 12056 nucleotides long. The record is from the annotation of a GenBank genome assembly. NCBI's taxonomy places the organism in Eukaryota, Metazoa, Arthropoda, Insecta, Coleoptera, Chrysomelidae.
GGUCUACAACAGUCCGCCGGUGGCGAAUUUCAAGGUCGGUGCGCAAGGGCACACUCCGCGACCACUUUCAGCAGUUCUUCUGAACAGAAAUUUCAAGGUCGUCGACGCGUCGUGCAAUCAAUAAACCAAAAUACGUGGUCUGGGUCCCGUAAAUUACAUUUGGCGGCGAGGCAGAGCAAACCUGCAAACUGGACGAGCGUCGAACGUCGUAUUCCCUGUCGUUCAGUUGCACAAAUAUUGGUGCGUAGCUGCAUGCGAUAUGCAAGCGUUAUCGCCGAGCCGCGCCGGGUUUGCCAAGUUCAUUAUCCCCGUUUUGGAUGGCAAAUAAAGCGGGCUUUGUGCCACAGGCCACAGCAGUCUUUUGUUUUCUUCGUGACGUACGCGAUGACAGUGAAAGCCGGCGUCGGGUCCUCAAUCGCAUCCUGAAAAGCAUCAAACAGUGGACAUAUUCGUUCAUCCCUGUUACAAAUUCGCAUUGAAUAACAGGGGUCAGGUGGUCAUCAAGUGGCCAGAUACAUUUUUUGCGUUUUGAAAACAAAAAUUUUUGAGACAGCGGCGCGCAUCGCGCGUGCGCAAUUGCCGACUGGCAAGUAUGUGAAGAGACCCCAAAACAAGUGUAAUCAGAAGAAAGCAUACGUGGAUUUUCUCCCAAAAAAAACAUUGCCGGGGCAUGAUCGUCUUUUGUUUCGGCGGUUUGCGACAUCCUGUAUCGAGUGUGCCUUGGUGCCGGGUGUGUCAACUUGAUUUCGGCUGUGUCAACGCAGACAUGUACUAGUGGAGUUGACUGAAGAACAUGCAAACUGCAGCCGCAUCAACCGGUACCGGCAUUUCGCCGAUGCUCAUGCCCGACUUGACUACGCUCAGCCUACUUGGACAUCGCUCCCAGCCGGGGGGCGGUCACCUCGGGGCAGGGCACCCCACUCAGUCUCAUCCUAGCAUGCAGAGCAACCCUAAUGCGGGUCCAUCCGGCACGCCCCUGCCCACCUCGACGGCAGUGGCACUGCCCGGCCAAUCGGCAGUGGCGCCCGUGGGUGGUGCCGGCGUGGUCGCUGGGGCUGCUGGAGCCGUACCGGGAGCCACCGGAGCAGUCACUCCCGGAGCGGCUGGAGCCGUUUCGCCGCCCGUCGAACCACCCGUAUUCCAGUGUCCGCGCCGCCCUAAUCUCGGUAGGGAGGGCAGACCCAUCGGCCUCAAGGCCAACCACUUCCAGAUCACUAUGCCCAGGGGAUUCGUUCACCAUUAUGAUGUUAAUAUACAGCCUGAUAAGUGUCCCAGGAAGGUAAACAGGGAAAUCAUAGAGACGAUGGUGAAGGCAUACGGCAAAAUAUUCGGCAACUUAAAGCCCGUGUUUGACGGUAGAAAUAACUUAUAUACAAGGGAUCCCCUACCCAUAGGCAACUCGAGAGAAGAAUUAGAAGUUACAUUACCUGGGGAAGGCAAAGAUAGGUUGUUCCGAGUCAGUAUAAAAUGGGUAGCACAAGUAUCACUGUAUAGUUUAGAAGAAGCGUUAGAGGGUAGGACUCGACAGAUACCUUAUGAAGCGAUUUGUGCUCUAGAUGUUGUGAUGCGACAUUUACCUUCGAUGAGCUACACGCCAGUGGGCAGGAGUUUCUUUAGUAGUCCUGAAGGGUACUACCAUCCCUUAGGUGGUGGCAGAGAAGUGUGGUUUGGUUUUCACCAGUCUGUAAGGCCAAGCCAGUGGAAAAUGAUGCUGAAUAUAGAUGUAUCUGCAACUGCUUUCUACAAAGCUCAGCCAGUGAUCGAAUUCAUGUGCGAGGUGCUGGAUAUCAGGGAUAUAAACGAGCAGCGUAAACCGUUAACUGACAGUCAACGAGUGAAGUUCACCAAGGAAAUCAAGGGACUCAAGAUUGAAAUUACACAUUGUGGGGCUAUGCGGCGGAAGUAUCGAGUUUGCAAUGUUACGAGGAGGCCUGCCCAAAUGCAAUCAUUUCCGUUGCAGUUGGAAAAUGGCCAAACAGUGGAAUGCACGGUAGCUAAAUAUUUCCUGGACAAGUACAAAAUGAAAUUGAGAUACCCCCACUUGCCGUGUUUGCAAGUAGGACAGGAACACAAGCACACCUACUUGCCUUUGGAAGUUUGCAACAUUGUCGCUGGUCAACGCUGUAUUAAGAAGUUGACGGAUAUGCAAACGUCCACGAUGAUCAAGGCGACUGCCAGAUCAGCGCCCGACCGGGAACGCGAGAUCAACAACCUGGUGCGUCGCGCUGAUUUCAACAACGACGAGUACGUGCAGGAGUUCGGCCUGACGAUCAGCAACAACAUGAUGGAAGUGCGAGGGCGAGUGUUGCCGCCCCCGAAGCUGCAGUACGGAGGCAGGGUAGCCUCGCUCAGCGGACAGUUGCAGAGCAAGCAACAAGCGAUGCCAAAUCAAGGAGUUUGGGACAUGCGCGGCAAGCAAUUCUUCACUGGUGUCGAAAUAAGAGUGUGGGCGAUCGCUUGUUUCGCUCCACAGAGAACCGUGCGAGAAGAUGCCCUCAGAAACUUCACGCAGCAGCUUCAGAAGAUCUCAAAUGAUGCCGGUAUGCCCAUUAUCGGCCAACCUUGCUUUUGUAAAUACGCUACAGGUCCAGAUCAGGUGGAACCCAUGUUUAGGUAUCUGAAAUCGACGUUCCAAUCAUUGCAGCUCGUCGUAGUUGUCUUGCCAGGAAAAACGCCAGUAUACGCUGAGGUUAAACGAGUUGGAGACACAGUUUUGGGUAUGGCCACACAAUGUGUUCAAGCGAAGAAUGUAAAUAAGACUUCACCACAAACACUGUCAAAUUUAUGUCUGAAAAUUAAUGUUAAGCUGGGAGGAAUCAACAGCAUUCUAGUGCCAUCUAUUAGACCAAAGAUAUUCAACGAACCUGUGAUCUUCCUGGGCGCCGACGUGACCCAUCCGCCUGCUGGAGACAACAAAAAGCCUUCGAUCGCGGCCGUAGUGGGCUCAAUGGACGCACAUCCAUCGAGGUAUGCAGCCACAGUCAGAGUCCAACAGCACCGACAGGAGAUCAUUCAAGAACUUAGUUCUAUGGUCAGGGAGCUGCUCAUCAUGUUCUACAAAUCGACAGGCUACAAACCUCACCGGAUCAUCCUGUACCGCGACGGCGUCUCCGAAGGCCAAUUCCUCCAACUGCUGCAGCACGAACUGACGGCGAUCCGAGAGGCGUGCAUCAAGCUGGAAGCAGACUAUAAGCCUGGCAUCACAUUCAUUGUUGUGCAGAAACGGCAUCACACGCGCCUCUUUUGCUCCGAUAAAAAGGAACAGAGCGGUAAGAGCGGCAACAUACCCGCAGGCACUACUGUCGACGUCGGCAUCACCCAUCCCACAGAGUUCGAUUUCUAUUUGUGCAGCCACCAAGGAAUACAGGGUACUUCCCGUCCGUCACAUUACCACGUUCUAUGGGAUGACUCCCAUCUUGAUUCCGACGAGCUGCAGUGCCUGACCUACCAGCUGUGCCACACGUACGUGCGGUGUACGCGGUCCGUCUCGAUACCGGCGCCCGCUUAUUAUGCCCAUCUGGUCGCAUUCAGGGCCAGGUACCAUCUGGUAGAAAAGGAGCACGACAGCGGAGAAGGCUCUCACCAGUCAGGCUCUUCAGAAGACAGAACCCCAGGUGCUAUGGCUAGGGCUAUCACUGUUCAUGCGGAUACUAAGAAAGUAAUGUACUUCGCCUAAGGUGCUUGUCACAUGACAUGCACAGAGAAGGUAAACGAAUGGCCAAACUUAGCUGUAGACCAAUUAAUGCGCUACAUGAAGCGUGGGUAGGGGCACGAUGACGAUUAUUGUAAAAUUUGCCUUAUUUGGUUGCUAAGGAAGCUAGUAAGGGUCUGUAAAAAAGGUCAUAUAGUUUGGUAAGUUUGAGGUUUGAGAAAACCUCUACAGUUAUUUUUUUAUGUUUGUUUAAACUUACAGAUACUAUUUAGAGCUCUGCAACAAUUUGUGAUACAUACAAGUCAUGCAAUUUAAUUAUCUUACAGUAAAUUUCCUGAUGUUGCUGUUUCAUCUUUGGAAACCAAAAUAAUUUGUUAUAUAUAUAUAUAUAAUAUUAUAUAAUUCAGAAAUUGCAACCGUUGCAGAGCAUAAUGUCAGUGUUAAUCUGGUCUUGAAUCAACUUGGCAUUCAAAUAAAGUUGUUCCCAUUGUUAACCAGUGUUGUUGCUUUUCUUCCUUAUUACAAUAAUAUCUUGCGAUUCUACUAAAUGUUGCUGACGUUCUACUACCUGUUUGGAUGUUAGUGACUUUAAUUGAUGUAAUUUCCUCAGUGUUUCAUUCACUGCAUUGUUUAAUGCCUGAAAAUAUUAAAGUAGUACAUUUUUCCGAACUUCAAACUUACCUCAAUUAUUGUAUGUAUUUGUUAAUAAUUGAAGAGCAACCCAUUGUUUGUAUAACGUAUAUUUGUAAGCCAAACUUUACACUCUCGACAAAUCAGAAAAUAUUAUGAAUGGAAUUAAUUUUGAACCAAUACUUUUUAGGAUAUGUAUGCCCAAUACCAAAGUUUUUGGUAAAAGAUUAUUUAUUGAAAAGCCAAAAUGUUCAUAUUAUAUUUUGUUCUUUAUAUUUAUAUAUUUUUGCCUAACUUAGCGAGUAUUUGUUUUUUUUUAUCCACUUACGUGUUAUUUUCACUAUUCCAGCAGAAUAUCUGCUUAAUGUACAGAAAGUCGUUUUUUAUUGUGAAUUUUUUGUAAUGAUUUUGUUUGAUAUGAAGAUGAGGGUCAAGAAUGACGAUGUACAUUGGAUUCAAAAACAAAUAUACUAAUUAGCGUAAUAGGCCCCAAUAUUUAAAUAAUAUUGACUUUGAUCAGCACUUGAACUUCUCAGCAUCAUAAAAGACGACUUUCUCUGUAAUAAACCAAGCUUUAAACUAUGUUAAGUCUUUCACACAUCACUUCUACAAACAGAAUUUUGUAUUGGGUGGUUUUUAUUGGGAAAUGGCUAUUAUAAAAUUGUUAAUUUGACCUAAACUUUUGUGUAAGCGUCUAACAGCGUACUUAAAAAGUUCUAAAUGGUAAAAAUUCUGUUUAUAGAUUUUGAUAAUCAAUCGCAGCCAAUUCCUAGCGGUUAUCUAUUCUAUACAUAUAUUAACUAAAUGUUAUUAUUGUAUCUUAAUCUUGUGUAAUUGUGUCUAUUAUUUAAUUGACGAGUCAAAUUAUAUAUCAUGAAUUCUUGGUGCUUUGAAAAGUCAUACACUAACGGAAAAAAGCAUAUUACUAAAUAGAAUGCAUGUCAAUCUCAACAUAUUAAUUCAUAUCUUUCAAAAAAGUGAAUUUACUCAAAGCAAACUUACUUCCAAUCCUCAAAUUCUGUCUAGACAAUAAAAUGGUGUGAGUUUAGACAUUCCUUCGAGCACAAUGUACAGUGUGCCAAAAAAGUAUGAGCAAACCCUAUUUUUUCUUGAAUUUCAACUGGGAAAAGAUGGGUUUUUUGAUACUAGAUUUAUCUGAAAACUGACAUCCAAAUAGUUAUUUAUGAUGGCAAUAGAUUGAGCAUAUUGAAAAUAACACAAGAAUAACAAUGGGAAUUAUGAAUUUCAGGUAUUAAAUAAAUAUUGGCACACUAAAACAAAAGUUAGUACUUUGUUAUCAUACCAUUUAAUUCCAAGAUACCAAUCCCGUUAGACGUUUGUGGUACUUUGAGACUCGAAAAAAAAAUCUGCAAAAUGACAGCUGCAAGAUGUUCUCAUGCAGAAAGGAGACCAAGUUAACCAGAAAUAACCCAGAAAUUCUAUGCUAUGAUAGCUUCAGUCCAUAAUUGAUGUAGUGUGAUAACAAAGUAGUAGCUGCAAAUAAAUUUUGUUAUUACUUAUUAACUUUUGUUUUUUUAGUGUGCCAAUACUUUUUUGACCUUUGGAUUUCAUAAUUCCUAUUAUUAUUCUUAUAUUAUUUUUAAUUUGCUCAAUCUAUAACCAUCCACCAAGAAUUACUAAUUGGAUAUUAGUUUUCAAAGAAAUGUAACAAAAAAUAUUUUCGAUAAUGAGAUUCAAGAAAAGGGCGGUCUGUCAAUACUGUUUUGACUUACUGUAUGACUAUGAACUUUUAUUGACCAUUGAUAAAUGAUUGAUAAUCUAAAUCGUUUGAUUUAUAUAUGGUAGAGUGCAUUCAGCAGUGUGAAAGUGUUAUAGUAUUUUAAGAUGUCUGCUUGAAUCUACAGGAACCUUUCUCUGAUGAAAUUUAAUUUUUAUGAUAACAGAGUACAGCAAGUUGCCUGGCAAAAUUUAGGUGUAGAAUACAAUGUCAUUUGCAGGAAAAUUAUGUAGAUAAUUGGCAAAACGGGUGUCAGCUACAAUUUAUGGGUUUAAGGUGUAAACAGAUAUCAUAUUUUUAAUUUUUACACUUACGUAUUUCUUUGAAUGAAUUAUAUACCAAAGGUCAAUUUUUCUAUGCACUUUGAAAAAGCGCCGCAAGUAGAAGUCGAUAUCAUUUGCAAUUAAUUCUCCCACAUGAACUAAAAUCACGUUUGUUUAAACUUUUCGGUGGUAAAGUUUGUACCCUGAAAAUGUUUGUUUGAGGCUUUUUGGAGAGUAAUGUAUUUUUUUCAACAUGAAGCAGUACGCGCAUUUCGUCUUUCUUGCUUACAGUCAUUCAGAGUGGGAAAAUUUAUUUCAAAAGUAUAAUUCAUAGACAGCCGGGUAUAAGAAUUGAAAAUACGAUACCUGUUUACACUAGGCAACCCAUAGAUAGUGAAUGACUAAGAGCUGGUAACCAUUUUACCAUUUUUUACAUCUUUUGCGUUCAAAUGAUGGUUACUUGAAAAAUAUUUAUCAGCUUGGGUCAUUAAUAAAGCUGUAAUUCGGCAACCACUCCUCCUAGAGUUAUCGGAUAAAUUUUAUAACAAAAGUGGCCAAGAAAAAUUGUUGGAAAUUAUUUUCAACUCCCAGAAAUUACCGCCAGGGGGCGUAAAUAUAACCUCUGAAAUACAACUGCCGUUUUUUCACAUAUAUUCAUAACUAGCUGGUACCCGCGAUUUCAUACGCUUAAAAUUGUUAAAAUAACUAGAUUUUUGAAAUUGACACAGAUGAUACCAAAUUUUACAUUGUAAAAAAUACCUCUCUGCCUAGCCUUUACUUACAAAAGUUAAAUGUAUCUAAAUUGUGACAGCCCGUAUAUCCAUUUUGGUACAUGUCACAAAUUCUAUUCUCAGUUUAAAUCCACUCUAACUUUAGAGUAUUGCUAAUUUUAGGUAUCCAGCAGGAUUCCCUUCCGAUAAAUUGUAUAUUCAUAGGCCAAAUAAUUUUUCAGAUUAUGUCAUGAACACUGCGUAUAUCUGCACACCAGUCACGAAAUCGGUUCUGAGCUGACAUCUCCUCUCUAGAGAGCACCUCCCUGCUAAAUUUCAUCUUAUAGCUUUAGAGAUAAAUUUCUAUAAGCCCAACUUGAACUGUGGUAAGGUUCCCCAUACGAAUAUUCAACCCCUUCCUACCCCAUCAUAAGGAUAUAAUUUCUGAGCUUAUUUAUUUUUGUAUUUUAGGUUCAACAUACUCCUACUUGUAGGCUGACCUAACUUGGAAUGUUCUAGGUUCUUCAUUCUCGAGAGCAUUGACCAAAUUUUCUUGGAAAGUGCCCACUUAUAUCACGGCUGACAAAAUAACAUCUGUCAAAACUUACUUAUACUUUUUUCUGUAAUCACUUCGAGCUUACCUCCCCCUAAACCCAAUUCAUGAAAAAAUGGUGUCAACGUAGAAGUUUACAAAUCAUGUAUACUAUUAAAACAAGUUAUUUUAGGCAUAUUUAGUUAUGAAUAUUUGUAUUUAUGAGGUUAUAAUUACGUCCCUAGCGCCCAUUAUAGAGAGCUUAUUAAUAUAGUAAUUAUUAAUAUAAUACAGGGUUUGUCCGGAAAGUAAUAGGACUGAGUCAAUUUAAAAAAAAUUUAUUGAGCCAAUCGUUACAAUUCUUUAAAAAUUUUCAAAAUAGGCUCCUUCUGCGUCGAUGCAGCACUGCCAGCGCGAUUUCCAAGCAUUGAAGGCGUCACGGAAGGCAUUCUCCGGAAUAGCCUUGAGAGCCGCGGUGCAUGCUGCUUGGAUCCCCUCUGUCGUCUCAAAAUGCUUGCCUUUCAUCGGCCUUUUCAGGCGAGGAAACAAAAAAAGUCCGACGGGGCCACAUCUGGGCUGUAGGGCGGCUGCGGAAGCGAUGGGAUGCCGGCCUUUGUCAGGUAGCUGUUCACAAGAAAGACGGUGUGAGCCGGGGCGUUGUCGUGGUGCAACUUCUAGUCGGUUGCGUUGUCUUGUCGGACCCGACUGACCCUUCGUUUGAGUCUCCUGAGCACUUCCAGGUAAAACUUGGCGUUGAAUGUUUGUCCAGGAGGAACAAUUUCAUGGUGGACGAUUUCUUUGAUGUCAAAAAAGACAAUGAGCACCGUUUUCACUUUGGAUUUUAUCAUUCUUCCCUUUUUUGGGCGAGGAGACGCCGUCGUGUGCCACUCGGAAGAUUGCCUCUUUGUCUCGGGAUCAUACUCAAAGAUCCACGACUCGUCACCUGUGAUUACGUUAUUCAAAAAUUGGGGGUCACUUUCACACAUGUUCAAAUCUUCUUGGCACACUUCCACUCGCCGCAAUUUCUGGUCGUCGGUGAGCACUUUUGGGACCAUCUUCGCGCACACCUUGCGCUUGCGCAAAUGCUGUGUCACAAUGUCAUAAACCACAGAUUUUGGUAAAUUUAACAUCUGGGCAAUUAAACGAAUACUUAGCCGACGGUCUGAGUUCAAAACUUUGCGCACACGACUCACAUUAUCGGUGUUUGUCGAAGUCGAAGGUCUUCCAGCACGGUCUUCAUCAGCGACCUCUUCCCGGCUCUCCAAGAAGGCCUGGUGCCACCGAAACACACCACUUCUUGCUAAAGCAACACCUGGGUAAGCCUGCUUGAUCAUAUCAAACGUAUCUGUCGCAGAUUUACCGAGUUUCACACAGAAUUUAAUCGCGUACCUCUGCUCUAACGAACGCUGCAUUUUCGGCUUGCACCACUCACAGAAACACGUCGCGCGAAAAUGCCUGUCCUGACUCUCCAAGUGCUCGGAGACAACUCACCAGCCGCUCAUUCGUUAGCUAGGAACGCCCUCUACCAAAUCAUGUCGGUGCGCGCACGCUCCGAAGUACAGUCAUGGCGGAAGAAAAUAAGUCCUAUUACUUUCCGGACAAACCCUGUAUAUAUAAUUUUCCGCAAUUGAUCUUGGCCACCUUUUUACUCGAUAGCUCUAGGUUGAGUGGCUGCUGAGAUACAACCAGCAUCCUUUAUUAAUGGCCCACCCAGUGUCUAUUUGAUUCAAAUGGCCAUUGACAGAAAGCCAUUUACAUUCGACGUUUCCUCAAUGCUCUCAGUAUUCUCUGUAUUAUCCAGUCAUGUGGUGAAUAUAUGUAAAACCUUCCUGUACAUGCUUUGAGUGGUAUGUUUAACGUGAAUUGCUGCUCGAUAUCUCACAUAUUUGCAUUUCGAUAUUCAUAUCAUAUAUAUAUGAACAGAAGACACUUCAUUGGUCAUUACUUAAGAUGCUGGUUCACUAAAUAAACUAAAUGAAAAAACUUAGAAGUCGGUUUUUCAAUAAUAUCUUGGAAUGAAGUGAUGAGAUACAAUGGUAAAAGAUUCUUGUAAUCUGGAGGUGUUUGAUAUGACAAUUUUUUAUAUGAUGGUCAAUAGAAAGAACAAUCUGUUAAUACUUAUUAUGUGUUGUGACAUACUUUGAAUCUUAAACAAUAAUUUUUAGUGUAGAAAUAAUUCUAAUUACUGACCUGGUCAAGUUUUUCGUGUUAUUACAAUACGUAUAUUGUAUAUUAUGUAAUUGAUAUGAGAAAUGAUAACAUUGUAGUGACAUGAUUUAUUUUAUUUCAUGCUCAUUGUAAAUCACAACUGGUUGCUGUAGGUACAGAUAGGACUGUCUUCAUAGAAAGUCCUGGUAUACUUCUUUUUUCUCUUUUAUUUCUAUUAUACCUUAUUAUUUUUUACAUAUUUGGUGUAUGUACUGGGAUGGGAAGUGCUUUAGCACAUGGUCUCUACAAAAAUUGAUAUAGGAGGAGGGUAGUCAAGGAUGUCGAGUUGCAGCGACAAAACAAAAAGCAGUGAAGUCAGAAAGAAACUUUGUUCUUGUAAAGCAUUCGUAAAUAUUUAUUUUCUUCUUGGGGGCGGACUAUAAAAAUAUAUGUAAAUUCGAUAUAAUUAUAAAUCAACUUACAACGUUGAAGUCUUUUGAGACAAGCGAAUUUGCCAUAUUUCGUUUUCUUUGCGAGUAUCGCAAUGUGUAAUGUUAUGCUACGAAUAGGAAAUUUUAACAAAAUGUAUGUGUUGUAAUGAACAUGAAAUAAUGUAACGAUCAAUCUACUUUUGCAACCACUGCUUAUUCAACUAUAAGAAUUAGCUUCAUUUAUGAGUACAUCUUCAUGUAAUCCUCUUUAUGCCCUCCCUUUGAUUAUUGGUUGUAUGGGCGGCGGUUGAUUUUUGUAAAAUGUUUCCGAUCGAUACGCUUAUUUGAAGGUAGUUUGUGAUAUUUUUCUGCGCAGAAUGAUCUCGAAUUCCCAUAAAGGCCAUUGCUUUUAAAUAACACGAUAAAGUUGACUUGGUCGCGGUACCGAGGGGUGAACAGACAAACUGUAGUAAUUUUAAGGACACAAUGGAAACUCUACGCCGGGAUAUUCUAGGGAUGUAUUAGGUCAUAAUAUUUAAUAUACGAAGAAUUUACGUAUCUUUUUUUGAUUAAUUUUUUGCAUGGUGAUGGUAAUAAUUUUUUUCUUGUAGGUGUAGUAGUAAGUUUUCAUUAUUUUUUUACAAUGCCACAUUCCACAGUUUUUUUUCUAUUUUUACGCGCUCAAAUUUAUCUAGUCACAUAGAAGGAACAUCCACGGAUCUAUUUCUACUGUCAUUAAAUUCUUAGUUCUAGUCAUUUUCUUAUUUUCGAGACAUUCGUUCAGUUCUUCCAGAAUUCUUAAUGCUAGGUCAGUAGCUUCACUAGUUGGUUAUACAGGGUGCCCAGUUUUGUUUGCAAAAAUUUAUUAGCUGCUUAGCACCAUAGCAGUUUGCAAGAUGCAUCAUCAUUACAUUUUUGAUCCUGCUUUGUUGAUUCAUUCUAUUGUUAAUUUGAUAAUUCAUCAAACGCAUAAUAGGUUAUGUCAAAUGCUAUAAAUGUACGUAUAUGUGCGUUCAUCUACAGCUAUAUAUCUUGAAGCUGAAUGAUCUAUUUUACUAAUUGUUCACAUUGUUUUAGAUGUAGAUUAAUGCGUUGAACUUAUGAAUGUGAUUUAUUAUUAUCACCUUGCAAAGUAGUAGCAAACAAUUCUUAUUAUGGAAUAACUUAUGAGCCAGGUGAUUAUGAAACCGUCAGUAUUGAUGCCAAAAUAACAUUAUUCUUAAAUUUCACAAACCAGUAAUGUUGAAGCACCAUUGAAUAUUAGAUGCAUUGGUUGAUAACGUAAGUACCUUAAUAGGCAAGAGUACUUUUACGUAAAUGAAAUCGUAAAGUGAUAUUUAUUACCCUUAUUUUACUUAUAUUGUUUAUGUCGUAUUUUGAAUAAUUUAUGCAAAAAUCAAGUUAUAUGAUUAAUAAAUAGUAAACAUUAGAUGAACAACAUAAACACUAACGUAUGUCUCAGAGCUUUUAAUUAUAUGAAAACAAUACAAAAUAACUUUGUUGCUAGACUCAAAUAUGGACAUCAAGAUCUCAAGUAUUAAUCAUAAACUCUUUAUUUUUCUCUCUUCUGAUGGAUUAAUUUUGGUGUCAGUUUAGGUAGAGAUGAAGUUAAACAUCAUGAACAGUAUUGACAGUAGAUUGUUUGCUACUAAAUCUAGUUUACAAAAACGUCUGCCAACUAAUAAUUAGUUCUUAAAAUCUUUGUAUGUGUUAUUUUAUGUUAGUUCAAAGCCUCUUAUUGUUUAUACAUAUCAUAUUUAUGUUAUCAAGAAAAAAAAAACGCCAAUAAGUCAUAAGGACACUCAAUCUGUACCUAAUUUUCUGAUUCAUAAGUCUUUUUAUUUAGGUAAGUCAUAUCAGGAACCUUUGUUUUUAGACAUUAUAAGGGCUUUAUCAUGCUACUAAUUAGUUGUUUGCAUUUUUAUCUCAUUAAAUUAUUAAUUAGUUGAAAA